AUGCAGCACAAUCACGGAGACGGUCGCGGGCCGGAAGGUGGCGGUAGCAGUGGUGGCGGCGGCGGUGUGUCGUCACUGUCGUACGGCGGGGCCCCUUAUAUAACUGGCCCACGUCCAAAGUCGGCCAUGACAACACGAGCUUGGAUAUCCGGUAGCGGCAGUGGUAGCCACCCGGGCGUGUACAGAGAUGAUGGCAGGUCAAGUAACGAAUUCGUCGUGUGA
Cinara cedri is the source of this 222-nucleotide messenger RNA. The record is from the annotation of a GenBank genome assembly. Lineage: Eukaryota; Metazoa; Arthropoda; Insecta; Hemiptera; Aphididae.